CAUAUGCCGCGUCAGGUCAUUUGAACGGACUGUCUGGGUACACUGAGAAAAGCAAGUGAUCUACCAGAAAGCAAUCAACCUAUAAAAUAUCCCUGACCUUAUGUGUUAAGACAAAUUUGCCUCGAAUAUCAUUAGGCCGCGGCAACUGUUAUAGGCAAUAAAUUCUACGUUCUAGGUAAAUCCAGGUUUCGGGUGUUUUCUGGUUGUAUGUUUUAUGGCAGGCCAAUUUAAGCCAGCCUGGACUAGGAUUAGGAAAACCCCGAAAUUAAGACGGACUUUGCGAAAUACCCAGAUGACAUUUGCCUUUGCCUAUUGACUACCUGUGAACCAUCUGGCUGGGUCGCAGGUCAUUUAGGGUUAUGAGUGUCCGAGCCGCGGAGUUAAGGGUCUACCUGUUGCGUAUAAAUAGUUUGCGAAACCGAACCUCCAGCAUCAGUUGUCAAACAACCAGCCUAGCUACAAGACCUGCUCUACAGCCCUUCAAUCAGUUCUACAACAAUCACAGCAAGAUGGCCUCGUACAUUUGCACCCAGUUCCUGAACCUGAACGUCAACGACCUGCCCUCGAAGACCACCACCUACACGCUGAACGCAGCCCGCUUCCAACAGCGCGAUCUGAACCUCUUCAUCGAGAGUCUGGAGACCAUCUCCCGGCUGGAGAAGGAACGGCACGAGCGUCGGCAGCUCCGCAAGGAGAAGAAACUGCAGCAGGCCAGGAUGACCCAGCUGGAGGACGAGCGCUGCUCCAGUCCCACGCCCAGUGCCGAUGAGGCCGCCGACGAGCCCAUCUUGUAUCUGGAGGCCAAGUGCAUUCCCUACCAGGUGUCGGAGCCCCUGAGCCCGCCUAAGAUGGACAGCACUCCUGGCCUGCCCGAGUACUACACCUGCGAUGACGAGGCCUAUGGAAGUGUUUCCCCCUCGGCUCGAAGCAGCGUGACCUACUGCAGCUGCGCCGGGGUUGCCAGUCAGCACUCGGACUCCCGGGAGUCGGGACUCAGUGUUUCCCCCACGCCGCCCCAGCUACGACCCCGCUCCGUGGUCAUCUCCCAGUCGCAGAGCAAGCACCGCUCCACCAGAUCCCGAAUCAUCAGCAUGGUGCUGAAGAAGGAGUACGGCAAGUGCCCCGAAAAUCUGCAGACCAGGGAUAUCAGCGAGGACAUCCGUGAGGAGUACCGAGGACGGUCCACCAUUAGCAAAAAUUCGCCAGAACCCAGUUUUCUGAACAAGGCCCUGCGCUACCUGACCUUAUAAGUUCCCUUAAUACUUCUUAGUUUGUAAUGUACAAUUGUUUGUAAAGCAUGCGCACAGUUAAAAUUUAAAAAUAAAAUAAAAUUUAAAAAAUUACAUUAAA
Messenger RNA from Drosophila biarmipes, 1350 nucleotides. RefSeq lists its product as uncharacterized. Bases 360 to 1250 code for a protein of 296 amino acids. The record is from RefSeq and is a predicted model, not a curated record. The transcript has a single exon. NCBI's taxonomy places the organism in Eukaryota, Metazoa, Arthropoda, Insecta, Diptera, Drosophilidae.